GCUCAAGCCCCCUUGGGCUCGAGUAAUUCGACUCCGGGCCUGUGCUCGCAAGGGCGAGCCGGGCUCUCGCGCACCCCCCUCCUUCGCUACGGCCUCCCGUCGCCCGGCCUCCUCCGUCGGCGCGCCGCCAGAUCGUCGCCGCGUCGGCCCCCGCCCCCUGCCCGGCGCGCCGUGCGCGGGCCUGGCGGGGCAUGACGAGCGUGCUGGUGCACCUGCUGCGGCUUCCGACCGACGACCCCGCCCUCGCGCACUUCGCGGCCGCCGCGGUGCUGAGGCACCAGGAGCUCCGCGGCGGGGCGUGCUGGUCCAACGAGGAGAUGGACGAGCAGCGCGCCCUGGUGCUGCGAGCCUCGGCCUCCCACGAGCACGGGCCUGCGGGUCCAGAGGCCCCGGGCGCGGUGUCCGAGAGGCUGGCGAACAGAUUCAUCUGCGGGCAGAUGCUGGACGCCGCCCAGAAGCAGGAGCCCAUCCCGGACCGCGACGCCCUCGUCAUGAAGGCCGCGGAGUUCCUUUUCUGCCAGAGCUUCUCGUGCGUCCGGGAGGUCGAGAUGGCCAUGGCUAGAGAAAUGGCUGGCAUCUGAGAGGCGCAGGGCCAGCCGGAAUCGUCCGCGCACUGCCGUAGGCACGCCGAC
Molecule: messenger RNA, 632 nt
Organism: Prorocentrum cordatum
Lineage: Eukaryota; Dinophyceae; Prorocentrales; Prorocentraceae
Source: the annotation of a GenBank genome assembly